Stylonychia lemnae is the source of this 3450-nucleotide messenger RNA. The record is from the annotation of a GenBank genome assembly. NCBI's taxonomy places the organism in Eukaryota, Ciliophora, Spirotrichea, Sporadotrichida, Oxytrichidae.
AUGAAAAACAAUAGACCCUAAGUAAAUGGUGAUGAUCCUGAGUCCUAAAAGUAGAACUCGCUAAUCUUUAAUUCUGAGGAGGGACCUUUAAAUGAAAUUAAUUUUAAGGAAAGUAUCAUAAGCAAUGAUGACAAAAAAACCCUCCCUCAAGCUAAAGGACCUACAAAAUAAAAUCAGGUUGACAUUGACAAUGAAAACUUAAAUAAAAAUUAGCUUCUUUACUAUUUUGAUAUUGGAGAGGAUUAAUAACUAUAAAAGCCUAUGUAAUUCUAUACAAAUAAGAUCAAAACAUCUAAGUAUACUUGGUAUAAUUUCUUACCGAAGAAUCUAUUUUUUCAACUCAAAAAAAUAUAUAAUGCCUAUUUCAUUCUGAUAGCCAUCUUGCAAUUGAUAAAGUAAGUCAGCACUACAGGUGGACGUCCUUCAAUUCUUGUACCCCUAGCUGUUGUCUUAUUUAUUAGUGCAGGUAAAGAUAUUAUAGAGGACCUAAAGAGAUCAAAGGCAGAUUCAGAAGAGAAUGAAUCGACUGUAGAAGUUUAUGAUAAAUCCACUCAAAGUUAUAAAAUUGUGAAAUGGGAGACAUUAAAAGUUGGGUAGAUAGUCAAGGUUAAGAAUCAUUAAAAUAUUCCAGCAGACUUAAUCUUUAUUGCAAGUUCGAGUCAUGAUUAGAUUUGCUAUGUUGAAACAAAAGGAUUGGAUGGUGAGACUUCACUUAAAAUGAAGCGAUCACUAAAUUAAAGGUUGAAGAUGGAUAUGGGUACCUUUAAUCUAAAAGGAAAUGUCUAAUGCGAUCAUCCAAAUAACUUGAUAUAUAAAUUUGCUGGAAAUUUAGAAAUUAUCUCAAAAUAAUAAACAUCUGAGAAAUAUGGCUUAAAUAUUGAUAAUUUGCUUUUAAGAGGUUCUGGUUUGAGGAAUACUGAAUAUAUAAUAGGGUUAGUAACAUACGCAGGACAUCAAACAAAAAUCAUGUAGAACUCGCAGUUAUCAAAAAUGAAAACAUCAAAAAAUGACAAGUUCUUAUUCAGAUAAGUAUUUAUUAUGUUUGGGUUUCUAAUCUUCCUCUGUCUAUUCGCCUCACUCUUUGGAACUGCAAUGGAUGAUGAGAACGAGGUAAAGAAAAAAUAUCUCUAGGUUGAGCAGUAUCACUCAAACAAUAGCACAAAUUUCUUUAUCAGAUUCUUGAUUAAAAUAUGCAUCUGGAUUUAAAAUUUACAGCAUUUAAUACCUGUAACUCUAUUCUUGACCCUCGAUGGUGUUAGAUUGAUAUAUAGCUACUUUAUUGGUUGGGAUGUGAUGAUGUACGAUUAAUAGAAUGAUUUCUAACCCAAAGUCUAAUCUAGCAAUUUAAAUGAGGAGAUAGGCUAAGUAACUCAUAUCUUUACAGAUAAAACAGGGACCUUGACUUAGAACAUAAUGAACUUUAAAGAAUUUAGUGCUGGUUCAUACUCUUAUGGUUAAUCGGAUAAAGACUGCUUUGAAGCUAUGAAGUUAAGAUCUAGGGAUGAUUGGAAAGCUAAUUUAAGAAAUGUGAACUUUGAUGAUCCUAAGUUCUAUGAACACUAUCAAGAUUCUAGUCAUUCAAAUUUUAAAAAUAUAAAUGAAAUACUAUUUGCAAUGUCUAUCACCCACACAGUUAUCAAAUCAAUUGAUAAUGACAAGAAAUAAGAUAGUCCUUAUUCUGCUAGUUCUCCUGACGAAUAGUCUCUUGUAAAUGCUGCAGCAUUCUUAGGCUAUAGAUUCAUUGAUAGAAACAAUAUUCAAAAUACAAUAAUUAUCUAAAAAUAAGAUGGUAAGGAAGUCACUCUUAAAGUAUUGCAUGCAUUUGAAUUUACCUCUGAGAGGAAAAAAAUGUCUGUUAUAGUUUAGGAUGAGUAAAACAAAAUAAAGCUUUAUUGUAAAGGGGCUGAUUCAGUCAUCUUAAACAAAUUAGCUAAGAAAGGUAACAUUGAUGAAGAAAUAUAAGCCACCCACGAUUAUCUCAGAUAAUAUGGUGAAAAGGGUAUGAGGACAUUGGUCUAUGCUCGCAGAGACCUAGAUUAGUCAGAAUAUGAUAAAUGGAACUAAAAAUUUAUAAAUAUCAAUCCUAGUGAUUAAGAUCAAUAGCUAGAUAUUUUGUAAUAAGAAUUAGAAAAUGAUUUCAUAUUGUUAGGAUCAACAUCAAUUGAAGAUGUUCUCUAAGAUAGAGUAGAGGAGACCAUUAGAGACCUAAAAAAAGCAAAUAUAAAAUUCUGGCUUUUAACUGGAGAUAAAGUAGAAACUGCUAUAAGCGUGAGUUAAAGCUGUCAUUUAUUAAAUCCAUCAAGCAAGCUAUUUGUAAUUGACAAGGAAAAUCAUGAAGGAAUAAAUUAGUAAAUAAAGGAAAUUUAAGAUUAUACUGACUCUAAACAACAAAAUAGUUAAUACUCAAUAGUUGUAACUGGAAAUUCCUUGGUUUUGUUAUCAUAAAAUAAAGAGGAAAAGAAUAAUUUCAUUAAACUAUCUAAGAAUGCAGAUGUUGUUUUAGGAUGCAGAGUAUCUGCUAUUUAAAAAGCUGAGCUGGUAAAGAUUGUCAAGGAAAAUUUCAAAAACGAAAUAACACUUGCUAUUGGAGAUGGAGCAAAUGAUGUGAGCAUGAUUACUGAGGCUCAUGUAGGAGUGGGUAUCUAAGGUAAAGAAGGCCAUUAAGCUUCCAGAGCGUCUGAUUAUGCUCUUGGCUAGUUUCAAUAUCUAAAGAACCUGCUAUUUGUCCACGGUAGAGAGUCUUAUAGAAGGGACUCUUACUGCGUAUGCUACUUCUAUUAUAAGAAUAUAUUAUUUGUCUCUCCGUAGUUCUGGUUCGGAAUUGUAAAUGAAUUUUCAGGUCAAAACAUCUAUGAAAUCUGGAUUUAAUAGUUCUACAACAUUAUAUUCACCUCUCUUCCAAUUAUCUGGUAUUGCAUUUACGAUCAACAACACGAUAAGGAGUAUCUAUUAAACACUCCUAAAGCAUAUUUGAAGGGUCCUUAAAGAAGACAUUUAAACUAACCUAUUUUCUGGAGAUAUAUCAUAUAAGCAUUCCUACAAUCCUGUCUAAUAAUGUUUUUGGCUUUUUACACCUUUGAUUAUACUGUUAAUCCUAAAGGGCUAUCAGCUUCUAUAUUCUUGGUUGGCUAACUUAUUUUCUGCUCCUUGAUAUUUUUCUCCAAUUUUGAAAUCCUAUUUUAAUUCAAAACUCAUGAUUAUGUCAGCACUGGACUACUGCUAUUCUCAAUAUUAUCAUUUUUCUUGAUAUUCAAAAUAUAAGACACCUCAAAUUCCAGUCCUGAUAUGAAUGGAACGUUCUUUUGGGUUUGGAAAACCCCUGUAUUUUACCUUACUCUAAUAUUUGUUUCUUUCACCCAGUACGUUAUUCAAGUUAUUUUUGAAUUUGCCUAUGAAUAGAUUAGAUAUAACAGGAAAUAGACAGUGAAUAUUAAAAAUAUUAAUCAAUGA